AUGGUAGCCAAAUUGAAACUUGGCAGUAAAAGAGCUUGGUUCUACUGUAUACGUCGACGUUCAUCUCGACAAAGACGUAUUAUUCUCCGUCUGGCAUCAAAUAUUGGUUCAAUUAUUCUUUUUUUCGGUUUUUUACACAUAUUUUUGACAUCAUCAUUACCUCCCAUAAUUGAUCAAGACCAUAAUUCUGUUCAUACAUCAUUUGAUCAUUUGAUUCCAUCAGAUAGUUUUGAUUUAUUCUGGACAAUGUGGAAUACAGACGAAUCAACAUUUCGUGAUCGUCGCUUACUUGUAAUUGAUUCACUCUUUAUUCAUCAUCCACAAGCGACUGUCAUUGUACUUUCGCCAACACUUAAUGAUACAAAUUUAUUUUUACCAUAUCGUCAGCGUGGUUAUCAAAUUUAUUCUAUUAAUAUAUCUCUUGAUCGAAUGAUUCAAUGGCAUUGGUAUGUAGGUGAUCGAUCACGAAAUUUUCUUAUUCAUUGGAAUACAUUAAGUACUUAUUUUUAUUCACAUAUGAAUGAUUAUGUGAGAGGAAUAUCAUUGUAUCUUUAUGGUGGAACUUAUAUCGAUAUGGAUAUAUUAAUUUUACAACCAUUACCUAGACAUGAAUUUAUUGGAUUCGAUCGAUCAGAUUCAAGUGAAAGUUGUUUAUGGUGUGUUAAAAAUACAUUAGGACUUUAUUUAUCACCUAGUUUGAUGCGUUUUCGUUCUCGUCGAAAAGUUCUUCGUGAAAUUCUUGAAAAUACGUUUGAUCAUCAAGUUUAUAAUGAAUCUUGUUUUAAUUGUGUUGGAUCUAAAGCAUUUACUGAACAUAUUAUUCAACAUCGAGAUAUGAAUGAUAGUCAACUAAUUAAUUUAAAAUUCUUCGAGCCAUUUCGUCUCUAUCCAUUUACAUGGAGAAAAACACUAUUAAUAUUUCAUAAUGUACAAAAAGAUGCAUCAUUACAAUUAGCUGAUUUAAUGAUAAGAAGCUAUUCACUUCGUUUUUUUGGCCAUAUCAGUGAUCAAUUUAGUAUAGUACAUGGAUGUUUAAUUGCUUUUCUUUUCGAUCAAUUAGAUCUUGGUGUUGUUCGACCGAAAAUUUUGAAUCGAGGUGGAAAAAAAACAGUUGCACGUGUUAUUCAUCUUCCACUUUAUAUUUAUACUGAUCGAAAACAAGGACGAUUUCUCGGUCGUGACGUUAUUUAUUUAAGAGCAGGUAAAAGAAUAUCUGAUGAAAAUGUGAAAUGGAAUAUCAGUAUUCAUGUAUCAAAUGGAACAAUCAUUUAUUCAAAUACAAGUUUUCUAUCAAAUCUUAAUCAAGCUCAAAUUAAUAAAAUACUAAAUGAAAUAUCAUAUCAACCAUAUGAAUCAACAUCUAUAGAUACAUUAAAUAUUUAUCUGACAACUAGUAAAACAUAUAUUAUUUCUUCAUUGACUAUUGUUGUUUUUUCUAAAUGGGUUACCUUUCUCGUAAAAACAAUGGAAACAUCGGAUCAAUGGUCUGUAAUACAAAGACUUGUUACAAGUGUGGAAACACAUUAUCCGCAAACGAUUAUUCAUAUUGCCAGUAAUUUAGAUCAUCAAUCUAUUUAUCAAAAUAUCUUACUCAAUUUAAUUUCAUCUGAUGAUACUAAAGGAUACAGUUCAAACAAAAUUACAUUUAUUUAUAAUAUUCCAGAGAAUAACGGACAAUCCAUUUCUUAUAAUUAUUUAGUAAAUGCAACAUCUACACCAUUCUUUUUUCUUAUAAAUAAUAAUUUUACAAUUGAAGAAUAUCCACAUAUUGAUUUAUUAUUAGAAUUAAUUUAUACUUAUAAACAUAUUGAUAUUAUUGCUGGACAAACAUCAGAAAAUAUAGAAGAAUUAAAUAAUUUUUCUAGCUUUUUUCCUGGUAACAAUCAAACACAAGAAUUACAACAUGACAUAUCAGAAGAUAAACAAGAUCAAGACUUAUUUAUUCCAUCAUUUGAUGAUAAAGUUGAUCCGGAUAAAACAAAUCCAUGUCAUCAAGUUGAUUUUUUGCCAGAUGUAUUUAUGGGAAGAAAAGAAUCACUUCGUUCAAUUGAUUGGGAUAUUUUUUUUCAAUCGAAAGAAGAUGAAGAUUUUUUCAUACGAUCCGAUCAAGCUAGUCGAACUGUAUACACAUGCCAAUUUAUUUAA
This is a messenger RNA of Rotaria sp. Silwood2, 2145 nucleotides long. NCBI's taxonomy places the organism in Eukaryota, Metazoa, Rotifera, Eurotatoria, Philodinida, Philodinidae. The record is from the annotation of a GenBank genome assembly.